Symbiodinium sp. CCMP2592 is the source of this 777-nucleotide messenger RNA. The record is from the annotation of a GenBank genome assembly. NCBI's taxonomy places the organism in Eukaryota, Dinophyceae, Suessiales, Symbiodiniaceae.
AUGCAAAGGUGUGCUGCCUACAGCCAAGUCACCUGCCAGACCAUCAGUACCAAUCCGGGAAUCAUCUCAGACACUUGCUGGUUCAGUGAAACAGGCGGUGCCAAUCCAUGUCCAGGGUCCGCCAGGGAGUAUUCAACGCGGAAGAUCGAGACGUCGGGCCCUGCCGGGCACAGAACGGUGUGCAUCGAUACGAUCCCAGAUGACGUUUGCCCGGUGCAGGUCUGUGUCAGAGGCUUCUGUGGUGAUAGGCACUGCUACAACACUGGGACACCGAUUCAGAGCUGCAUCAACUUUGAUGAGGAUUUGAAUACAUCCAAAGCCAGAUGUACGGACUGGUCGCCCGGAAGGCCCUUCUGCUUCGUUUCCAUCAACUCGGAUGCCGUGGGUGACUGUGCCUCUGUCAGUGAGUUUGCCAUUCUCUGGGACUGCUGUGAUCCAAAUGGUACGAGCACCACGGCGACAAUCGUGACUUCAAGGCCCAUGACCUCAGAGACCACUACUCACAAACAUACAGCUGCACCGACCACGACUACAACCCAAGCCACAGGGAUCCACACCACAGAAACACCUAUGACUUCAAGCACCGUGUCCGCGGCCACCACUACACACGAAGCUACUGCGACUACUACGUCCGACGCUACAGCGACCAGCACGGCGGCAACGGUCGUGACGUCGAGUUUCAAGCCCUCAUCAUCCACAACUGCAUCCAGACCUACGACGACGCGGCGGCGGCACAGAUGGAGGCACAUCGCUUGCAGCAUCCAGAAUGUUGAUUAG